This is a messenger RNA of Gossypium arboreum, 1118 nucleotides long. RefSeq lists its product as uncharacterized. Gene Ontology annotation, biological process: negative regulation of transcription by RNA polymerase III. The coding region runs from base 211 to 882 and encodes 223 amino acids. Gene Ontology annotation, molecular function: RNA polymerase III core binding. Gene Ontology annotation, cellular component: nucleus. NCBI's taxonomy places the organism in Eukaryota, Viridiplantae, Streptophyta, Magnoliopsida, Malvales, Malvaceae. The transcript has 11 exons. The record is from RefSeq and is a predicted model, not a curated record.
UUUAUUUUGUCUUUUUUCUGCUUGCUAUCAUUUUCCCGACACUUUUAAAACUCUCUCGUUUUUUAGCCCGUCUUUGAAAUUCAAAGCCGAAGGCCAUCAACGAAAGUAGCACCCUUCAUACUUUACCUUCUCUCACCUCUAAGACAACCAAAUAAGGGUUUGGCAUCUGUGACGCUAAGAUUUAACAAUCUGUUUGAAUAUAUACUCACCAUGAAGUUCCUAGAAUACACUCCAUUUGACCGAAUAAAUGAUUUCUUGAGAGAACUAAACCUUGGUGAACGUACCAUCAAAGGGAGCCUUGAAGCAUACUCUUGCAAACACACAGGAACUGAUAAAAGACUUUCUCUCAGUUUGGAAAAUGAGAUCCUUGACUCUCUUGGGAAAUCUUCAGAUACCGACUCCUCACCAGUUGAAUUCCUGUUGAGCAGAUCAAGCCGGAAGACGUUGAUCUACUUGGUGCUUACCCUCUAUCACAUGUAUCCAGAUUAUGACUUAAGUGCAGUUAAAGCACACCAGUUCUUCACUGAGGAAAUCUGGGAUACUUUUAAGCAGAUUUUUGAAACCUACAUGCUUGAAGCCUCAAAGGAAUGGAUUGAGACAUACGGGGGCAGUUCACUCUUGGAAACUGUGUAUAAGGCUCUAGAUGAGGUUGUGAAUCUCUCGGAGUGUGAAAUUUACAGUUAUAAUCCGGACUCUGAUGCAGAUCCCUUUCUGGAGAAAGGGGCAAUAUGGUCCUUCAGUUUCUUCUUUUACAAUAGAAAGUUGAAACGUGUUGUGAGUUUCAGCUUUUGCUGCUUAAGUAAUUUGGUGGGUGAUGGAUUCCUUGCUGACAACUUAUGUUCUGAGGAAGAUGGUGAAAUAUUUGAUAACAUGGACAUGUAACCAUUAACAUGUACAUCCUGCUUGUAUGUGUACUGUAGAAACCCUUAGAUAUAGUGUGUAGUUAUGUAAUUGCAAUGUUGCUCACAUUGCGCUAGCUGAGUAGAUUAGCUCUUCUAUGUCGCUGUGUACAUGUAGUAGGUAGUUAUGCCAUAUGCAAAUGGAAAAUUGAUAUUUGAUGUCUGUAAGAUCGUGUGGAGUUUGAAUUUAGGUUUAUGAAGGUGUUGAAGACAUUAUAA